AUGAACAAGAAAAUGAAUGAUAUCUUUAAUAUUAUUGCAUACUUCGGACUUUAUUCCAACGUUUAUAAAGGUUAUAUUACCACAGAUGUGUUCACUAUACAAAUAUAUCAUAAAAAAGAGAAAAAAUAUAUAUUAUAUUUUCUUAAAAAGCUUUUUAUAUUUUCCUUUUUAAUUUGGGCAUUACAGUGUUUUAAUAAUUGGUAUUCUUUUAGGUCGUGGAAUUACAAAAACAACUCAAAUAUAUUAAAUUUAGGAGCUAACAGAUUAUUAGCAGAAAAAAUAUAUAAAAUAGGACAAGGAAAAGAAGAAUUAAAAUUAUGUGAACAACAAUAUAAAGUAAAAACGGAAUUAGAACAAAAUAAUGGGCAAAAAGAAAUAGAAGAGUGUAUAGACGCAGAACAAGAAAGUGGAAUAGAGGCAAAAAAGGAAGAUAAAGAAUUAAAAUGUAAUAAGAAAACAUUAAAAAAAUAUAAUAAUAUUUCAAAGGUAUGUUCAUUAUAUUUUGCUUUUAUUUUGUCUUUUAUUUCAUUUCUAUUAUCUAUAAUAAAUGUCAAUGCUCAAGAACCGGAAAUUGAAAGAAUAAUUUUUUUGUGUAUUAAUUUAUCUGUUAUAAUAUUUUCAGUACUUUUAAUUAUGGAAAAAAUCAAAAUAAAACAUAAAGAAAAACUACAACUUUCAAAUUAG
Plasmodium relictum is the source of this 684-nucleotide messenger RNA. RefSeq names its product fam-h protein. The record is from RefSeq and is a predicted model, not a curated record. The transcript is spliced from 2 exons. The coding region runs from base 1 to 684 and encodes 227 amino acids. Lineage: Eukaryota; Apicomplexa; Aconoidasida; Haemosporida; Plasmodiidae.